AUGAAAUUCGGUGACAACUUCUAUCAGAGGUCGGUCCCCCAAUGGGCGCCAUACAACUUCAACUACAAUGGCAUGAAGCAGCUCAUCAAACAGCGGACAUCCGCCAAUCUGACCGGCCCGGUGGAAAUCCCCGUGCAAGGCAGAAGUCGAUGGGAGGAAACAGACAAGGUCUUGCUCGAUCACUUGCGAGACCAGUAUGACAACGUCACUCUGUUUCUGCGGAUGAAGCGGGGAGAAAUUGACCGAAGACUGAGCUCUCUCAAAAAGCAGAUUGCAAUGCUCCGGACAUUUGCCGACGAGAAGGCUCUGGAAGGCAAUGCUGUCGCCAGUGCCCGCGGUCGCAAGUAUCGAAGACUCACCCAGGAAUGCGAAGAGCUUGGGGACCUCAUCCAAAAGGUCGCGCGCUUCGCUUCGGCACAGAAGAUCGCUUUCCGCAAGAUCCUCAAGAAGUACACGAAAUGGACAGGUUCGACCACAUUGCAAACUCGCAUGGAUGUCGAGGUCUUCUCCUCCAACCAACUGCAGACCGACUAUUCGGAUUAUCUUCAAGAACUGGCUGAACAGACAGCCAUCCUGGCCGACAAAAUGGCCACCCCACCGCUUCCAAGGCAUCAACAAGAACAAUCCACCGUUCAACAGCAAACCAGAACUUCGGCGUCCAGCCUGCGGUCCCCUAUCGCCAAAAUCAAUAGUGCUCUCAACCAGGCCCCGUCGGCGUUUGAUGCCGCCAUCAUGACGGUUCCAUAUGGCGAGGCCGCCGGCAGCGCCUUCUACUGGAUCCAUCCAGAUAACCUCGAUGAGGCCCGUGCCCUGGUCCAGAGACACAUGAAGAAGGAUGACUCUCUCGCUCCUACCCCUUCACGCACGAGCUCAGAUGGAUCACUGAAGUCGCCGAGAUACACAUCUUUUAGUGCCUCCAAUAGUAGUCUCACUCAUAUGGUCUUCUUUGACAAUGCCCAGAGGUUCGUCAAAGACCAAAGCUCUGCUAGGCCCUCGAAGAUAGCCUUGAGCGCAUACUGGACCCGCGAUAAAGACGCCGCGGUCACUCUCGCCGGGCUCUCACCCACCUCAUCCGGUGAAAGGGCCCUUAUCCUCGACCGCGAAGACCUUGGCGUUGCUUUAGACCGGGACUCGCGUCUUUCCAGUGGUUCAAGAGAAGCGACCACCAUUCAGCGAUAUCUCGUUGAGCACCGGGAUGUCAAACCAUUGGCCGAAGUACAAACACAUCGUACGCGUUACUCUGGUAUGACCAACACUGCCGACGUCGCGAAUUGGGCGACCCUCGACACCUCGAUCACUUUUGGUGCGGUGGACAUGCACCACCUCGGGGAGGUACAACCUUUGCUCCAGCCCAGUAACACCUUCCCACAUGCCACCUUGCAUAUCCGUUGGGAAUUCGCACGGACACCUGCCGUCGUACGCGCAUUGGACGACUCGCAUUUGGUGUACCGAGUUUACGAUUUUACCCUCGAAGACAUGGCCAUUCGCACCGUUCAGACAGAUCUCCCCUCGCCAUCUUGGCAAUCGCUACUGGAAAAGGACAUCACCAAGCUGCCCCUUCCCACUGUUGGUGAGAACAGCCACUACUUUAGGCUCAAAACCGCCAAUCGACUCAGGGUCAGCGCAAGCGAUAUGAGUGGGACGUCCUCGGGCCCAUCCUCAAGUGAAGGCCAUGCAGACAGUCUCUUCUCUACAGCUACCCAUGGACAGUCCUCUAUUACGUCCAAUGAAGCUCGAGCCACUGAGACAGUGACUUCGCCUGCCGAGGUGAAAUCCCCGUCGAGCAGAAAAUCACGGAAGCGAGCACGGAUUGUCGUCCCUGAGCCGGCUGCGUCUCAAGGGAGAUACUGGAAUGAGUUUGACGAUGGCGACUCCGAUGUCAAUCCUCAGGAUUCCUACGCAAUCUACGUGGAUCCCAACGAGCCUGCUUUCCCAGUGAUGUCCCAAGCGUGGGCCACCUUGAAGUCCUGGUGGCCGCUGAAGUCUCUAAAUGGAGGGGCCAAGCCUGCAAGCGAGACGACACCAUUAUUGUAUGAUGAAGAAACUGCCUCCGUCGAAUCAUCCGACUCGGAUUCGCUGUUGAUAGUGCACGAGGGGCAACUGCGCCGUAGUUUUGUUUGGGGUCUGAUCGGCGGCUUGAGCGCUGCCUUUGUUAUUGGCUUUGCACUUAUCCUGUUUAUAUGUUUGCAAGCAUGA
This is a messenger RNA of Fonsecaea multimorphosa CBS 102226, 2196 nucleotides long. RefSeq lists its product as uncharacterized. The record is from RefSeq and is a predicted model, not a curated record. The coding region runs from base 1 to 2196 and encodes 731 amino acids. Lineage: Eukaryota; Fungi; Ascomycota; Eurotiomycetes; Chaetothyriales; Herpotrichiellaceae. The transcript has a single exon.